AUCCAUUGUAGUGAAGCCUCCUUGAUAAAACGCUGUCGUUUCGAGGGGUGGAAGACAACGUUAGAAACUUGUCAACAGCUUCGGCAUCCACUUCCCGAACACCGAUAUACACUAUCUGAAUUCUGAAUCAUGGGAUUGGAAGAACCUGCUAGAAUUUCAGCCAAUGUCGGAAACAGCAGCGACGGCGGCGGCGCCUCCACUUCCGGCAGCGUGAAGAGGUUCCCACUGGCGGCGCAACCGGAGAUUAUGAGAGCCGCCGAGAAAGAUGACCAGUAUGCUUCCUUUGUCUAUGAAGCUUGCCGUGAUGCUUUCCGUCACCUCUUCGGUACAAGAGUCGCUGUAGCUUACCAGAAUGAGGCAAAACUCUUGGGGCAAAUGCUCUAUUAUAUGCUGACAACGGGUGCAGGGAAGCAAACACUAGGAGAAGAAUACUGUGACAUCACUCAGGUUGCAGGACCAUAUGGGCUUUCCCCUACACCUGCAAGACGUGCUCUUUUUAUUUUCUAUCAGUCAGCCGUUCCAUACAUUGCAGAAAGAGUCAGUUCUAGAGUAGCUUCCCGUGGCAUCACCCUUACUGAUUCAAUGGCCGGCUAUAUAUUUGGGGACGUUCGUACUUCAAGCAACGAAGCUGAGGCAUCAGCGACUGUUGAGAUACAGUCAUCUUCAACAUCCACUCCCUCAAUUUCAGCUCUUUCAAGAUUAAAAGCCAAGAUAAGGGAUUUCUGGUUGUAUGCUGUUCGAAGGUGGCCUUCGGUGCUUCCUCUUGCUCGUGAGGUCUUGCAAUUGGUUAUCCGGACCAAUCUCAUGUUCUUCUAUUUUGAAGGAUUUUAUUAUCAUAUAUCAAAACGUGCUGCGGGCAUUCGCUAUGUGUUCAUUGGCAAACCUAUGAACCAACGACCUAGAUAUCAAAUACUAGGGGUCUUCCUUCUAAUUCAAUUAUGUAUUCUUGCUGCUGAAGGUCUGAGGCGUAGUAGUUUAUCAUCCAUUUCAGCUUCUGUUCAACAAGCACCCUUUGGAACCUAUCAGACUUCUACAGGCCGAGGUUUACCUGUUUUAAAUGAGGAAGGCAAUCUAAUUACUGCUGAAACUGAGAAGUAUGGGCUGGUUGCUGAAUCCACAUCAACCUCAGAGUCACAAGGAAGCAGUUCAAGCAAAUGCACGCUUUGCUUAAGCAGCCGCCAAGAUCCAACAGCCACACCUUGUGGUCAUGUGUUUUGCUGGAACUGCAUAAUGGAGUGGUGCAAUGAGAAGCCUGAAUGUCCUCUUUGCCGUUCUCCUAUAACACAUUCAAGCUUAGUUUGUCUGUAUCAUUCAGAUUUUUAGUCAUGGAUAGGUCAGAUAUUGCAAAAAAAUCUGCAAAUAAAUCACCAAGGCCGGGUCUGUUCUCGAUGUGUCAGAAAACAUUCAGUGGUACAGUUGUGUACUUCAUACUGAAAUGUGGGAUCUCUUUUAUUUUCGGGUGCUGGAAGCCAUAAUGGGGUAAAAAGGGUGGUUGUGAGCUGUGGAAGGAAGUAGAGUUUUGCUAUUGAUUUACUAAAGUUAAUGAGGUUAACUUUUGUGCCAUGUAAUGGUGUAGCAGAUUCAUUUAUGGAAAGCAAGCACACAACAGCCAUUCCUCGUCUUACACAACACCGCUACUUGUCUUGCACUGAAGAAAAAGCAUUGGAUUUCCCUCAUAAGAAGUUUUUGCUGCUGUUCCGUAUAUCGUCUAUAUUACAUAUGCUUCGGGACCAGAUUGACUGGAUAAAGUUGCGACUGAAUCAAUCAUUGUUGAGGUAUGACUGGUAUUUGUGAUGUAUGACGAAACACAUUUUCACCUGUGGUAUUCAAAAGAAAUUAGUUUUUUCAACCUCAAAAUUAUAGUAUGUGGAGGUGUUACAGCUAACUGUCUCUGGUUUUCUAAACCGAAAGAGGAAAAUAUGCACCUUCCUUUAUUUACUUCUCAUUUUAUA
Nicotiana tabacum (common tobacco) is the source of this 1952-nucleotide messenger RNA. The record is from RefSeq and is a predicted model, not a curated record. Lineage: Eukaryota; Viridiplantae; Streptophyta; Magnoliopsida; Solanales; Solanaceae.